Messenger RNA from Glycine soja, 1925 nucleotides. Its product is annotated as pentatricopeptide repeat-containing protein At3g02650, mitochondrial-like. The coding region runs from base 19 to 1707 and encodes 562 amino acids. The transcript has a single exon. The record is from RefSeq and is a predicted model, not a curated record. Lineage: Eukaryota; Viridiplantae; Streptophyta; Magnoliopsida; Fabales; Fabaceae. Gene Ontology annotation, molecular function: protein binding.
UGUGACAAAUUAAAGCUCAUGCUUUUAGGUUACGCAGUGAAGAAGGCGGAAGAGCAUCAAAUUAACAACUUCUGGAGAAGAAGAAGAAUGUGGACGCGGAUACUCGCACGAGCAACACGUGCUGUUGCCGUUGCCGGCAACUAUUCACUCAUUAAUCAACCCAUCUCUGACCCUAUCUUUCUCAAAAUCCCCAAAUCAACUUUUCCCCAAAUUUUCAAUAACCCUCGAUUUUUGGUCACCUCCAACCUCGACAAUGAGCUCUCACCGGAUUCUUCAGUGAACGGCGGUGACAGACAGCUCGCAGAAGAAGAAGAAGGAGGAGGAGGAGGAGACACGUACGAGGUUGAUUCCGACACGUUGGAGAGUGUGCUACGUCUUCUCCAAACCAGCGCUGAUGGGUCCCUUGAGUCGUGUUUGGAUGACAUGGAUUUGACACUGCACCAGCAAUUGGUAACGAAAAUAACCGAAACUCCGUUUGUUUUGAGUGAGAAUCUGAUAAGGUUUUUCUGGUGGGCAUGGAGUGAGAGAUCAUUGGAAGUGACAACCCCAAUGGUGGAGUCUCUUGUUUUGGCCAUAUGUGGAAAUGAUGAUGUGAGGAAGAAGAAAGAGGUGGUGUACUCGUUGUGGGACUUGGUUAAGGAGAUUGGAGAGAAGGAGAGUGGACUCCUCAAUGUCAGGAUUCUCAAUGAGUUGAUUAGUUCCUUCUCCAGGUUGCGGAAAGGGAAGGCUGCAUUGGAGGUGUUUGAUAAAUUUGAGGCUUUUCACUGUGUGCCCGAUGCAGACACUUAUUACUUUACAAUCGAAGCGCUUUGUCGGCGGCGAGCUUUCGAUUGGGCCUGUGGUGUUUGUCAGAAGAUGGUUGAUGCGCGGACAUUGCCUGAUGCUGAGAAAGUUGGCGCCAUUUUGUCUUGGUUGUGUAAAGGGAAGAAGGCUAAGGAAGCCCAUGGAGUGUAUGUGGUGGCAACAGAGAAAGGGAAACUGCCACCCGUUAAUGUGGUUAGCUUUUUGGUUUUGAAGCUUUGUGGAGAAGAUGAAACUGUGAAAUCUGCUCUGGAGAUCUUGGAGGAUAUCCCUGAGGAGAAGAGGGAGCGGGCAAUAAAGCCGUUUUUGGCGGUUGUCCGGGCCUUGUGUAGGAUUAAGGAAGUUGAUAAGGCCAAGGAGUUGUUGUUGAAGAUGAUUGAGAAUGGGCCACCGCCUGGGAAUGCUGUUUUCAAUUUUGUUGUUACGGCGUAUUCGAAGGCUGGGGAAAUGGGGAAAGCUGUGGAGAUGAUGAGGUUGAUGGAAAGUAGGGGGUUGAGACCAGAUGUGUACACUUAUACUGUUCUUGCUAGCGCUUAUUCAAAUGGUGGGGAGAUGGAAGAGGCUCAGAAGAUCUUGGCAGAAGCAAAAAAGAAGCAUGUUAAGUUGGGGCCUGUGAUGUUUCACACUCUGAUUCGUGGAUAUUGCAAGUUGGAACAGUUUGAUGAGGCUUUGAAGUUAUUGGCCGAGAUGAAAGAUUAUGGUGUCCGUCCAAGUGUUAAUGAGUAUGACAAGUUAAUACAGUCUCUCUGCUUGAAGGCUUUGGAUUGGGAAAUGGCAGAAAAGCUACAGGAGGAAAUGAAAGAGAGUGGUUUGCAUCUCAAGGGCAUCACGAGGGGUUUGAUUAGAGCUGUCAAGGAGAUGGAGAAGGAGGUUGUGGAGGCUGAGAGCAUUACUGCAGUGGUGUAAACAUUGUUUGCUCUUUGAGGUUAUGUGUGAUGUGAGAGGCCUUGUAGUUGUAACUCUUUUCUGAUUAGCAUACCAUUUUGUUAGGAAGUUGCCAUCUUAAUGCAAAAAUAAUUGAGUGGAGAAAAUUUAAGAAGUGAUUGCUGAUGUGUUUGAUGUCUUUUACAUGCAUUUUUUUUUCUUCUUUUUAUGAUAUUGAAUUAAGUUGGCCAUGUUUUAUA